Messenger RNA from Laccaria bicolor S238N-H82, 658 nucleotides. RefSeq lists its product as uncharacterized. The record is from RefSeq and is a predicted model, not a curated record. The coding region runs from base 1 to 264 and encodes 87 amino acids. Lineage: Eukaryota; Fungi; Basidiomycota; Agaricomycetes; Agaricales; Hydnangiaceae. The transcript has a single exon.
AUGGGUGAGUCAGGCUGCAUGAGCACCAUCGUGUCCUGCAAGGAGCACGACCACAGUAAACACGACAUUUACGACAUUUGUGAGACAAAUGAAGGUAGCGAGGUGAGCAUGAAAGCUCUAGCAACCCGACUUCCUUCAUCAUUCUUGGUUAUAGACCGUGUUACAAAUGUACUGUCAAGCGUACAAACAGGCUCCUGUUGGUUAAGCUCACGCACUCCUGCGCAAAGAUCGAUGUCCAGACUCUAUCCUCAACAUUCUCACUGACUAUAUCCCACAAAUUACACCAGAGCAAAACUCGAAGGAUCCUGCCUGUGUGUUUUGCCUGGCGGAAUUCUCCUGCCUUUUAUCCCGUUUACAAGGAGUGCGAUGAGAGAAGAUGCUCACUGCCUCCCCCUCUCAUUCUGCCGUCUCUCUCUUUCUAUGGUACUGCUUUUGCAAUUUCCUCCAUCUAAUUCCAGCACUGCAUCGUUCAGCUGCAGCUGCUUCCCGCCAUCGCCUUCGUCGUGUGCGACCGCCGCCAACCACUGCUAGAGAACCUUGAAUCUGGGGGACACUGAAAUUGGUAGAAGGAGGAGGAUAGACGGAUGCAUAUACAGGCUCGCCAUAUCCGCUGCCCACUCUCACCUUCAUAGACAUUAUAAAUUUUGUGUGCUUCCAA